Mercurialis annua (annual mercury) is the source of this 1330-nucleotide messenger RNA. Its product is annotated as NADH-cytochrome b5 reductase-like protein. Bases 54 to 1022 code for a protein of 322 amino acids. Gene Ontology annotation, molecular function: cytochrome-b5 reductase activity, acting on NAD(P)H. The transcript is spliced from 13 exons. Lineage: Eukaryota; Viridiplantae; Streptophyta; Magnoliopsida; Malpighiales; Euphorbiaceae. The record is from RefSeq and is a predicted model, not a curated record.
AGUGUUGAUUAAUCGGGUUAUAGCUAUACUGUCUUCACCAAAAACUAAAAAGAAUGGCGUCUACAUUCUUCAGGAGACUGGGUAAAGCCACUCCGAUUGGAUUUGGAGGGCAAUCAAAGUUCAACGGGUUUCGCAUUCCAAUUGGAGUGAUUGCAGCAGUUUCUGGUGGAAUCUCUUAUUUGUACUGUUACUCCUCCCCAAAUUUGGCUCAUCUUGAUGAAGUCAAAGCAGAUGCCGGUCCUAAAGUUGCUCUUAAAUCGGAUAAAUGGCUUGAAUUUAAGCUGCAAGAUACUGCCACAGUUAGCCACAACACUCAGCUAUUUAGGUUUUCAUUCGAUCCUUCUGCCAAGUUGGGUUUAGACAUUGCAUCAUGCAUUCUUACAAGGGCUCCGAUAGGACAUGAUGCUGAAGGGAAAACAAAAUAUGUUAUCCGUCCGUAUACUCCUAUAUCAGACCCAGAUGCUAAGGGAUAUUUUGACUUGUUAAUUAAGGUGUAUCCUGAAGGAAAAAUGAGUCAGCAUUUUGCUAGCUUAAAACCUGGCGAUGUUGUUGAAGUUAAAGGGCCCAUUGAAAAGAUCAGAUACUCACCUAAUAUGAAGAAACAUAUUGGCAUGAUUGCUGGUGGCAGUGGCAUUACUCCCAUGCUUCAAGUCAUUGAAGCUAUCCUCAAGAAUCCUGAUGACAACACUCAGAUCUCGUUGCUUUAUGCCAAUGUCUCUCCUGAUGAUAUACUGCUCGUACAGAAACUCGACUUUCUGGCUGCUAGCCACCCAAAUUUCAAGGUUUUCUACACCGUAGACAAUCCAUCAAAGAAAUGGAAAGGAGGUGUUGGAUACGUAUCGAAGGAUAUGGCUGUGAAAGGCUUACCUGGUCCUAGUGAUGAUACAAUUGUCCUGGUAUGUGGUCCACCCGGUAUGAUGAAACACGUUUCUGGUGAAAAGGCUAAAGACUACUCUCAAGGAGAGCUAAGUGGUAUACUGAAAGAAAUUGGAUACACAGAGCAAAUGGUUUACAAAUUUUAGGAGGCAUGCAUCAUUUGGAGUUACUAUAUGUCUGAUUUUACACUUAUACUCAAAAUUUUGCAAUAAUGUUCCAAAUGGAAUCUUUUAUUUCAGAAAUCUCAAACAAUUGGAAAUGUUGUAGAUUUGAGUUUUUACAGGCAGGAAAGAAGUGAAGAGUGGAAGAGUAUUUGUGAUGAGCAAAUUGAGGGUUUAGUGCUUUCAUGAGCAUGACAUUGGCACAGUUAACCAAUUAAUUUAGGUUAAACAAUGCGGACAAAGAAUAUUAUUUCUUCUUUUCUUUUGCUCAAUUUCAUUUACUUUAUGUUAAA